Messenger RNA from Pisolithus orientalis, 195 nucleotides. RefSeq lists its product as uncharacterized. The annotation marks the transcript as partial. The transcript has a single exon. The record is from RefSeq and is a predicted model, not a curated record. NCBI's taxonomy places the organism in Eukaryota, Fungi, Basidiomycota, Agaricomycetes, Boletales, Pisolithaceae.
UGUGAAGAAGACUGGGGUGUGGUGUGGUGGAAUGGCAUGGGGCAACUCCUCCUCAAUGGAAGGAGCCCAUACAGUUUUGACAAUGCUAUUGAUCUCUUCAAGAAAUUGCAGUUUGGCCACAUUGGCAAAGAUUGCAAGAGGUAUAUGUUUUCAAAUAUAAUGCACAUAAAUAAACCACUCACCCACUCCCACUGA